This is a messenger RNA of Salvia hispanica, 2730 nucleotides long. RefSeq lists its product as uncharacterized. Lineage: Eukaryota; Viridiplantae; Streptophyta; Magnoliopsida; Lamiales; Lamiaceae. The record is from RefSeq and is a predicted model, not a curated record.
UACACAAAGUGAGUUGAUUGCGCGGAGUGGCGUCGUCGUGUUCUGCCGCCAAUUAUUCUGUGUAAAGAAAAUUCGGAUCUUUUUUGACGACUGCAGUUUUGUGUAACCUCUUUAACACUCAAUCAUUAAUGGAGAAGAACAAUCAAGCCUCCUCCUCAUUCACCAACGAUCUCUUCGGCGCCACGGAUUCAUACCCAAAUUCUGCCGCCAAUGGGAUUUUCUCGUCUAUUUUCGCAGCACCAUCCGCGGUUGCAGAAAGGAACCACUCCACUUCUGAAUCCAAUGCAAACGAGCACAAGCUACAGCUUGGGUAUACCGAAGUCCUCUGUGAUGUGAUUAAGGGCAAGGAAGAUGAGAGCAAUUGCAUUUCUAGCAAAGAGAUGAACUCUAUCUUUCAGGAAAGACCCGGACCAUCCCCUCUGAGUUCAUCUCUUUACUAUGGAUCGAAAGAGGAUAUGUAUGUUAAUUCUUCAGGUCCUCAUACCUCCGGACCAAAUACUGAUUACAAGAAAGAUGGUGGAGUAAAUGAUCCCAGUGGAAAUAAUUCAACUGGUGCUUCGAGGGGAAACUGGUGGCAAGGAUCGCUCUAUUAUUGACUUAAUCUUGAAGAUCCAUCGCAUGUGAAUCCCUGUCUGUUGUUAGGAAUCAUGAAGCUUGGAACAGUUUGAUUGAUGUAGCUUCAGGUUGUAACUUGCAGCCUUCUGUGGCAGAACUUGAAGUUUUUAUCAUGAGUUCUCCCGUUAUGUUUACCUUUCUGGAUUUGUGAGUCGAAACAUAUUGUUAGACUGAUACGGUUCAUUUAAAAUCAUUGUUUAGCCAUAACUGGCGAGAACUUUUCAGACAUUUGUGAGCCUUAGUAAUAGGACACAUACUUGUAAUAAUUGAUGAUUGAUUUUCUGGGAGUUUUAUGGAUAGUACUGAUAAAGUCUGAUGAUGCCUCAUUUUGUAUUCUUUCUUGGAUUAUUGUUAAAUACAGGCUGUAUAGUUUUGCUACCGUAAUUGAAAUCAAUAAAAGAUAAUAAGUCAUACAUGCUGCAAUAACCAUUGUUCUUACCAAUUCAAGAAAUAGGGAGAAAAUAUACUUAGAAAUGUUCAUUUGUACUCUGAUCAACAAUUUUAUUCAAAUGAAACGUUUGAAAUAAGAAGCAGGGAACUGGCCUAAUGGAUUGGAGACAUCACAUACACUCUGGUGUUACCAUAUGUUCUACAACUCCUUCUGUUAUGUUCAGUGAACUUAUCUCUUUGUAAACUCCAACGGGUGUCUCCACUACCAAACCAAGACGCAUGUUAGGGUUUGUAGUGUACCUCAAGAGCAAUGUUGAUCUUCUGUCACAAACCUAUCUUCUAGUUAUUUGUGUAAGUGCAGUGACCAUUUCUAACCUUUGUGUUCUCAGCAAUACACAAAAAUAAUCUCUCGUAAGCUGCAGCCAUUUUGGUGGCAGUAAACAAUUUCAAGGCCCUUUCCCUGGCUAACUGACCUUUCUUCUGGAGAGUAACUCUUCCAUCCUUCCAAACGUCGUACAGAGCUUUCUUCAGCAUGUCUACUGUGGGUGAAAAUGUGUAUCCUAUUUCUUGGCUAAUGACCACAGAACCUGUGAUGCUGGCAAGUUUUGUGGCCAUCAACGGUUUCCCAACAAGCAUGGCUUCCAACAAGGGGAUGUCCUUUGUCUUUCACCAACCUUCCUGCAAUUCCAAGAAUUAGUGGCGUAGGUUCUUGAAUCCCAAAUGCCAACUUGAGAUCUUCACCACUAUAAGCCUCUGGCUUGAAAAUAUCCUCAUCAACACCGUUCAAAAUAAUGUGAACGCGCUCCUCAGGUAACAUGUAGAUCCGUUUCAGGACAUCUCCCACAUGAUCACUAGUGGCAACAUGGUGAGCAUAACGUGGGAAGAAUUGUAUUUCUUCCACAACCUUGGUUACCCUUUCGGCCAAAAUGGAUGACUGCUUGUCUUGAGGAGCCCGCAGCAGUUCCUGAAUGAUGUCAGAAUGUAUAGAUUCAUAUGCAAUUCCAUGCCAACUAACAGCUAUGUUGUUAAGAUUUCUCGCUCUAAAAUGCAUCAGGCCAACACUCUCUGUGUGAACCACAUCGAAAGGUCUCCCAGUAGAAUCCUCAGCCUGAAACUGCUUCCAGAUUGUAGCUUGGUCUAGAUAACCAGCAGCCGUUGGCUGUGAGAGGUGGAAAUGUAAAUUCUCUAUCGAGGUUACAUUAGUCGAGGAAGAUGUGAACACGUGGAGCUCGUGUCCCCGUCUGGCAAGAUCCUGAUGCAGAGUCAUGGCAUGGCGCUCCAGCCCUCCAGCGUGGUGCUUGUCAGGCCAUUUCUUGACGAAAACAGCUAGCUUGAGCAAUCUUGAAGGUGGCUCAGAAGGAAAGUGAAGCGAAUUCCAUGCAGCUUGAAACGAAAGAAGGUUCAACUCUCUCUUAUCUGCCUCGACUGCAAUCUGGACAUCGGCAUAGCAGCGGUUGGAGAAGUAAGACCAACAGAUGAACAGGAACGAGGAGAAGAACGACAGAAAGAGAAGCAGGUAGCAACUGCGGCGCAAACUCAGGUAGAAGGGUUGGUCCUUAGCCAUUAAUGGUUGUGUUUUUGUUGAAGUUGUAGAUGAUCAGAAAAUUGAGUUGAAACUUUAUGCAAUCUUGAUGUGAUCUACCACUUGUUCUUGGUUUGCUUAGAGAUGCAAUUUUAUGCACACUUGGAUGAUAUAUUUAAUAUUAAUGUGAUCUGAUUCCUACA